This is a messenger RNA of Anastrepha ludens (Mexican fruit fly), 1017 nucleotides long. RefSeq lists its product as uncharacterized. Lineage: Eukaryota; Metazoa; Arthropoda; Insecta; Diptera; Tephritidae. The transcript is spliced from 3 exons. Gene Ontology annotation, molecular function: prothoracicotrophic hormone activity. The annotation marks the transcript as partial. The record is from RefSeq and is a predicted model, not a curated record.
AAGAGUGUUAUUUUUACACGUUUUUACCAGAUCGCGUUGGUGUUAUUAUCAUUGUGUCUUGGCGGUAUCAUUGGCCAUCGAUUGGAUAGCAUGUUGUUCAAGCCUGUCAUGGAUUUAGUUGGCACUGAAGUAGCGCCUACAAUUUCAAAAACGGCGCUUGCAGAAACGCAAGAUUCGUAUGAGGAUUCAAUAUUUUCGCAGCAACGUGACAAUGAGGGUGGCAAUGGUGUGCAACGGCACAAUGCAAAUGGCAAAAAAGAUUUACUGCAGCAUUUGUACGCAGGUUAUGGAUGCUUGAGUUCCAUUGAGGAUUGGACGAAAACAAAGAGGAAUAUUGAUUUCGAAAUUCUGCCGAGCAAAAGUUUCGAUUGCAAUAGCUAUAAGCCGCCUAUAGAUGAGGUGUUCAAAGGCAUAGUAACGGAGAAUUUCAGUGAAAAUCGUGCACCGCCGACGGAUGAACGAGAAAUUGACCAUAAAGCUGUCAACGUAAAGGACUCUUCGGCUGAGAACAGAUUUAUUAAUUUUCCAUCAAUUUCAUACUAUGCAGAUUUUUACAAGGAUUUUUUAGUUGAUACCAAUAGGAAGGAUACUAAACGGGCCGGCACUGCGCCGGUCAUUGGCUGUGAUUGCAAAGUUAAGAUCGACCUACUCGAUCUGGGCCAACAACACUAUCCGCGCUAUCUGAUGAAUGCCGUAUGUCAAAGCAAUCAAUCGCCUAAUGAAUAUCCACAGAAAUGUUGGCGAGGAUCUUAUUGCAAGCCUUUGGAAUACAAAGUAAAAGUGCUCACACCACGCACUCUAUUAGAUCACGGACAGAACGACCCGGCAAUGGCAUGGUUGCCCGAUGAACUUAGACAAGAUUGGAAAUUCAAAAUUGUUACUGUGGCGGCUGGUUGCUUUUGUUCCUACUGAAGAUAUACGCCGAGCAAACAAGGCUGCUGAAUUCUUUACAAAUUAGAGAAAUUUAUUAGUUAUACAACACUAAUGGCACUGAUAUACACACAUAUAUACGUUAUA